UGCUGCUCUCAAUAGUUAACAAUGGCGCACGUGCUUUCCCUCCAUCUUUAUCUCUCUGCAGAUACCCGUAAAAAUGCUCUUUCUAUGCCACUCAAGUUCUCCAAGAGAACCAACAAACCCAACAAAUCGAUUUCUGCUCUUAGAAAACGUCCUCUCAGUCCCUCGCACAAAACCCAGAAACUGAAUUUGGAGGUCUCUCCUCAUAGAGCUGUGUCUGCUGUGAGAUUGAUGAGAAUAGAGAUGGGUGGUGCAUUUGCUGAUCUCUUGAAUGAGAAAGGAAAAGGUUCUGGUGAUAAUGAGAUGGGGUAUGUUGAAAGAACUCUUGGGUUUCGAACCAAGGAUUUGGAUGAUCGUGAUCUUAGAUUGGUCACAGAAAUUGUUGGAGGCACCAUUCGUUGGAGAAGAUAUCUUGAUCAUUUAAUUUGUUCAUUAUGCCAUGAUGAGAACACGUUUAGGAGCAUGGAACCUCUUCUCUUGCAGAUAAUCCGAAUUGGUUCUUAUGAGAUUGUCAAGCUUGACAUGCCACCAUAUGCUGUUGUGGAUGAGGGAGUUUAUCUAUUUGGUUGCAUGUUUUUACUUCAGAAUGUGAGACUUGCAAAAGUUGCCCUUAGACCUGGCGCUGGUAACAUGGUCAAUGGGAUUCUGCGGAAGCUAGUGCUGCUUAAGGACAAUAACACACUCCCUCUCCCAAAACUGGAAGGUGAUGAUCGUGCACAAGCACGUGCCCUUGCCACUCUUUAUUCUCACCCUGUGUGGAUGGUAAGGCGUUGGACAAAGUAUCAUGGGCAAGAAGAAGCAAUUAUGUUGAUGGAGUGGAACAACAGUGAACCCAGUUUCAAUUUGAGGGCAAACAGUGGGAAAGGAGUGACUAGAGAUGACCUUGUAAUGCAGCUUAAUUUGUUGAAGGUUCCUUGUGAGCUUUCUUUGCAUUUGGAUUAUUUUGUCCGCAUUAAAAAAGGAAUGCAGAUUGUUAUACAAGCUGGAUUGCUGAAACAAGGCCUCUGUUCUGUUCAGGAUGAGAGUGCAGGUCUAGUAGUUUCUGUCGUGAAUCCUCAACCUGGUGAAAGCAUUAUUGAUUGUUGUGCUGCUCCUGGAGGAAAGACACUUUACAUGGCAUCUCUAAUGGAUGGCCAAGGCAUGGUAUAUGCAAUUGAUGUAAACAAAGGCCGGUUGAGAAUCCUUCGAGAGACAGCCAAGAUACACCAAGUUGAUGCUGUCAUCACCACGAUCCCUGCUGAUCUUCGUGUCUUUGCUGAAAAAUAUCCAAUGAAGUCUGACAAAGUUUUGUUGGAUGCUCCUUGUUCUGGGCUUGGUGUUCUCUCCAAGAAAGCGGACUUGCGUUGGAAUAGAAGUUUGGAGGAUUUUGAGGAACUAAAAAAUUUGCAGGAUGAGCUCCUGAAUGCAGCUUCCACACUGGUAAAGCCUGGUGGAAUUUUAGUAUACAGUACCUGUUCCAUAGAUCCUGAGGAGAAUGAAGAGAGGGUGGAUGCAUUUCUUCUCAGGCAUCCCGAAUUUCAAAUAGAUCCUGUUGACGGAUAUGUGCCACCUGAUUUUGUGACGGAGCGUGGUUUUUAUUUCUCUUUCCCAGUAAAACAUUCAAUUGAUGGAGCCUUUGCUGCUCGUCUGGUUAAGACCUAAUGAAGGACUGACUAUGCACACAUUUCUCUUGAAAGCCACUGCUACCCUUCCUGUGACCACACUCCAUGACUGCUAGAAGCCUUUUCAGAUCCUAAUUUUUGUCAAAUAUGUUGAAGGAUGAGAGGAAUGCAAGUAUAGUGACUGACUAUGUAAUUUCAACUUUUGUUUUCAAAAGGCCACUUUAGCUCCUCAAAGUUCAUUUGUUUUGGGAUCUCCCCCAGAAAGCAAGUUAUGCCCGCUUGACAUUUCACACUUCACAUGGAGGCCUUCAUGUGAUGCUUGGAGACUCUCUGACGGUUGCUUCACCAUUGGGAUCGGCUGACCUGUAAUGUAUAUAUAUAUUUUUUAUUUCAAUUGAUUUUAAUUAAGACUCAAACUCAAGUAUUUAUAAUUUUAAAGACGAUUUUAAUAUUGCUGCUGAACUAAGCUUAUUGGUUGAAAUGUAAUCAUUUUUAUUAUGAAAAUAGGAAAGAAUCGAAUUAUAUUGGUGAUUA
Molecule: messenger RNA, 2132 nt
Organism: Hevea brasiliensis (rubber tree)
Lineage: Eukaryota; Viridiplantae; Streptophyta; Magnoliopsida; Malpighiales; Euphorbiaceae
Exons: 17
Coding region: 22-1638 (538 amino acids)
Biological process (GO): regulation of DNA-templated transcription; rRNA processing; RNA methylation
Molecular function (GO): RNA binding; rRNA methyltransferase activity
Source: RefSeq, a predicted model, not a curated record